Messenger RNA from Formica exsecta, 2659 nucleotides. RefSeq lists its product as uncharacterized. Bases 92 to 2005 code for a protein of 637 amino acids. Lineage: Eukaryota; Metazoa; Arthropoda; Insecta; Hymenoptera; Formicidae. Gene Ontology annotation, molecular function: protein-cysteine S-palmitoyltransferase activity. Gene Ontology annotation, biological process: protein targeting to membrane; peptidyl-L-cysteine S-palmitoylation. The record is from RefSeq and is a predicted model, not a curated record. Gene Ontology annotation, cellular component: endoplasmic reticulum; Golgi apparatus. The transcript is spliced from 2 exons.
UAUAUAUAAUGUUGUACUAUAUCUAUAUAUACAUUGAAGCGAUCGUAUAUAUGUUCGAAAUAGUUAAUAAUCCGAGAAAAAGAGAACGGGAAUGCUAACCACGACCUGUGCAAAGCGCGCGAUUGUCCGCUGCUAUCCCUCGCAGAACGUGCUGCAUAUACCACCAGAACACAGGAGAUUCCGCCGUGUUCAUGGUCUACAGCUACCGCUACAUCCUCAGCAAGUAAUCGGUUGGGUAUUGCUAAUUGUCGUGUUUGCUGGUACUUUUACUGUGCUGCUGACGACACCGUUGUUACCUGAUCUGCGUUUUACUCUCUCAUUGCUAUUUGCUGUGUUGUUCCUGCUUCAUGUGCUGACCCAUCUGACGGUACUACUACUGGAUCCGGCCGAUCCUGAAGUACGUGCUCGGCCGAUCAACGAAGUUGUGCCAGAAUUCGACCGUACGAAACACCAGCAUGUUAUCGAGAACGGCCGAUGUCAUCUAUGUAAUAUCACGACGCGCGAUUUGUGUACUAAACAUUGUUCUAUCUGUAACAAAUGCGUGCCACGUUUCGAUCACCACUGCAAGUGGCUAAACAAUUGUAUCGGAAGUCGUAAUUAUCCGGCAUUCCUGGCGUGCUUGACAUCGACAUUAAUUAUUGCGCUCGCAGUUACCGCGCUUGCUCUGGGCGAACUGGUGCUUGUUAAUGCGCAUUCAGUUGUGAACGAUGGAUAUUGGGAUAAUAGCAAUGACAACGAUACGAGGAUGAACAACGCCACGGCGCCAUCGUUGCCGGUACCUGGCACCGGCUCACUUGUUCUUGCUACUCUCAUCGGUGUUCUCUCGACAGUUGCUGCCGUUCUGCUUAUACAUCUCUGCUUUUUCCAUGGCUAUAUUGCUUGUCUCGGUCUCACUACGUACGAAUACGUGCGUAGAAAGCGGGAGAAGAGCUCUGCUGGCAUUGCCACUGGCUCUAGAAUGACUUCUUCUAGUAAUCUAUGCGGUGCACCUUACUGCGAUACCGGUGACAGAGAAGAUAUUGACCAAGUGGUUGGCGCACGAAGUCUAUAUUCUCAUUUCUGCAAGAACGGUUCUUUAUUCAAGAAGGGUGUAGAUACGACGAUGAUGACGGCAACGACGGAUGUGUACGUUUCCUCAACGCAUGAGGAAACGCGCAGCGGUGACAUAGCGGCGAAUGAUAAGGAUGCUUGCUCGAAGACGCUGCCCUUGAUGAAAGAUCGGAAUUUUCGUCUCUGUUUCUCGUAUGAUUCACGCACCAUUGAGACUUCUAUUAAAGUUUCCUCUUCGCGGUCGAUCAACACGAUAGAGUUGGAAAAUCAUGGGGAAUCGCCAGACCUAAAGUCAUCAUCCACGCCUUCGCCGGUAUCUUGUUGUUUCUCCAUCAUGAAUUAUUCCGAAGGCAGGUAUGACGGAAAGGAUCGAAAGCGUCGCACCGGCGGACACCGUCUCGAAUCCACAAAACGUUCCUGUGGAACGAUGAGAAGGAUACAGACGUUUUUACAGGCUCGUCUAAAAAAGAGCUCAAAAUCAAAGGCAACAACUUCGUCAUCGGCUUUUGCUCGUUCUUGCAGUAACAAGAUAAUUCCAGAUGGUCCUUCAGACAUCGCGCCUGCAAUAACCGAACAUCAUAAUCGAGUCAUCGAAACAUUAGUGGCGGAGCUAACAACACCACCUACGGAUCAUCCACAUCCACCAGCGAGAUUACCCACUAUGGAUGUUCCGAGUACCGUCCACAAGAUUAGAAAAGUACUUUCGAAUACCGGGAACAUCCCCGUUUUGGAACCGAUAUCGCCUUCCGUAAUGCCUAAACGGAAUCAAACUUAUCUCAGUAGCCGGCGAAAUACAAACUUCUCCAGGAAGAGGCCACGCUUUAAGCUCGGCUCAUAUGUCACGCAGACCGCUCAAUUGUCACCGAUACCAGAGUCAGAGUUUUCAAAACCGACUACACCUAGAUCGCCGUUGCGAUCGGGUCCCACUUUCGCCUUCCCGCCAUUACGCGAGUAACUUUAUCAGCAGCAUCUUACCGAGAGACAUUGUCUUUAGUAAUGGAUAUGUUUUGCCGUUCUUUUAGAAAUAAAAUCCCGAAAAGUACUAAGAUAUACUCAGUAUCUGAGUCUAUUCAUCGAGAUAUUCUUCAUAGCUUUAUAUUUUUAAAUUUAAAUUCGAGAAUAAUGCUCAUAUACACGAUUCAUACCAGAACAUGAGAUAUUUAUCAUAUUGCACAUCUAUGCUGAUAUUUUUUUCCAUUUUUUAUUGUUUCAUUACAUACACAUUCACAUUUACGUAUUGUUAUAUAUUCUCAAAAUAAUUUCUUAUUAGUAUUAAAAUAAAAUGUAAAUUUGCAUAAAUUAUUACAAAGUUUGUUAUCUUUCAAGAAAUGUAUUCAAAGUUAUACAUAUUUAAAUUCAGACAUUAUAUGUAACAUUAUAUAUAAUUUAUCAUAUUUUUUUAUAUUCUCACAAUUUAUAAAUAAACUAAAAUAUAUGUUAAUAAUUGCAUUCGUAUCUAUAUUGAUAUGUGGACGUUAUCUAAACAGACAAAAAUUAAAUGAUAUAAAAAGAUAUGCAGCAAACGAUCAACUUCUUUAAUUUAAGAUCUUUUUUAAUUAAGUCUGCAACUACUAAAAAAGAGAAAAAAUAUCAUUUAUGGAGAUUUACA